UUGGUAUUUAUAAAAUGUCAUCGGGGUUAACGGACUGGCGGAGAGAGGGGGCCGGGGUCGGAGACAAUUGAAGGCCGAAGAGGCGUCGACGGGCACGAGAAAGCGAGAGAAGAGAAGCGACUCCGACACGGCACCCCCACACUCCCCACUAUUAGGAGCCAAAAUACAUAAAGAGCGGCCGCAGUAGAAAGGGGGGAAGAAAGAAAUGGAGUAAGAUAAGAAAAAAAAAAAAAGAAAGGCAAAGAAAAUAAGAAGAGCUCCUGUCUCUCUUUCUCUCUCCUAUUUCUCCCAAUCCCUCUUCUCGCGCCCAAAACCCUCGGUUCGCGUCCUCGGAAAACCCUCCACUGGAGCCUCUCGCAGCGCCGUCCCCAUGGCUUCUCUCCCCCAGCUCGACGCACUCCUCCAAUAACAGAAAUAGGGAGUGCUUAUCUAAUGGCAUGGACAGAGAUGAGUGUUAGUAAUGGAAGAGAAAGCAUUGGUACGGCAUCAGAGAAUGAGUGCUUAAAAGGGCUGAGGUCUUCCUCGGAUGUACCACCAACACAGGUUCCCCACCUUAAGAAGAGGUUCGAAGGGAAAGAUGCGCUCUCCUAUGCCAAUAUACUUCGGUCACGAAACAAGUUUCCGGAUGCACUUGUGUUGUACGACAAUGUCCUUGAGAAGGACGGUACCAAUGUGGAGGCCCUGAUAGGCAAGGGGAUAUGUCUCCAGAUGCAGAAUAUGACACGACAAGCGUUUGAGAGCUUCAUGGAAGCUGUCAAGCUGGAUCCACAGAAUGCAUGCGCCUUCACUCACUGUGGAGUUAUAUACAAGGAUGAAGGUCACCUGAUAGAGGCUGCUGAGUCAUAUCAGAAAGCUCUGAAGGCUGAUCCUUCAUACAAACAUGCUGCAGAAUGCCUUGCCAUUGUCUUAACAGAUAUUGGUACCAGUUUAAAACUUGCUGGUAACACCGAGGAAGGCAUUCAGAAAUAUUGUGAAGCUCUAAAAGUAGACAGCCACUAUGCGCCUGCAUAUUAUAAUCUCGGAGUGGUGUACUCUGAGAUGAUGCAGUAUGAUAUGGCUCUUAGUUGCUAUGAGAAGGCUGCACUUGAGAGGCCCUUGUAUGCAGAAGCAUACUGCAACAUGGGAGUUAUAUAUAAGAACCGUGGGGACUUGGAAGCAGCCAUUGCUUGCUAUGAAAGAUGUUUGACUGUUUCUCCGAACUUUGAGAUUGCUAAAAACAACAUGGCAAUAGCUUUGACAGAUUUGGGAACGAAGGUAAAACUGGAUGGUGAUAUCAACCAAGGUGUGGCAUACUACAAGAAAGCGUUAUAUUACAAUUGGCGCUAUGCUGAUGCGAUGUAUAAUCUUGGUGUUGCAUAUGGCGAAAUGCUGAAAUUUGACAUGGCAAUCGUAUUUUAUGAACUGGCAUUACAUUUUAAUCCACAUUGUGCGGAGGCAUGCAACAAUUUAGGAGUAAUUUACAAGGAUAGAGAUAAUCUCGACAAAGCUGUGGAUUGUUAUCAGAUGGCUUUAUCAAUUAGACCUAACUUCUCACAGUCGCUAAACAACCUUGGAGUUGUUUAUACUGUUCAGGGUAAAAUGGAUGCUGCAGCAAGCAUGAUUGAGAAAGCCAUUGUAGCCAACCCCACGUAUGCAGAAGCAUAUAAUAACUUAGGGGUCCUUUAUAGAGAUGCAGGAAAUAUUGCUUUGGCUAUAGAGGCAUAUGAGAGAUGCCUACAGAUUGAUCCUGAUUCACGUAAUGCAGGACAGAAUCGAUUGCUUGCCAUGAACUAUAUACAUGAGGGAACGGAUGAUAAACUUUUUGAGGCUCACAGGGAAUGGGGAAGGCGCUUUAUGAAGCUAUACCCACAGUACACCAGCUGGGAUAAUCCCAAAGAUAUGGAACGGCCACUAAUAAUUGGAUAUGUGUCCCCUGAUUAUUUUACUCAUUCUGUAUCAUAUUUCAUAGAAGCUCCACUUUCACACCAUGACUACACAAAUUACAAGAUUGUUGUGUAUUCUGCAGUUGUGAAGGCAGAUGCCAAGACCCUUAAAUUUAAGGACAAGGUCUUGAAAAAGGGUGGAUUAUGGAGAGAUAUUUAUGGGAUUGAUGAGAAGAAGGUUGCUGGCAUGGUUAGAGAUGAUAAAGUUGACAUAUUGGUAGAACUUACAGGUCAUACUGCAAACAAUAAGCUAGGGACAAUGGCCUGCCGGCCAGCCCCUGUUCAGGUAACUUGGAUUGGAUACCCAAAUACAACUGGUUUGCCUACAAUUGAUUACAGAAUUACAGACUCAUUGGCUGAUCCACUUACGACUAAGCAGAAGCAUGUUGAAGAGUUGGUUCGUCUGCCUGAAUGUUUUCUUUGCUAUAUGCCUUCUCCAGAAGCUGGCCCUGUUACUCUGACACCAGCUCUUUCCAAUGGUUUCGUUACCUUUGGGAGCUUCAAUAAUUUGGCAAAGAUAACACCCAAAGUGUUGCAAGUUUGGGCAAGGAUAUUAUGUGCAGUUCCAAAUUCCCGACUUGUGGUCAAGUGUAAACCCUUCUGUUGUGAUCGUAUAAGGCAGAGGUUUCUUUCAACAUUGGAGCAACUGGGACUGGAACCUUUACGUGUCGAUCUUUUACCUCUAAUUCUUCUGAACCAUGACCAUAUGCAAGCAUAUUCCCUAAUGGAUAUCAGCUUGGAUACAUUUCCAUAUGCAGGAACAACAACUACAUGUGAGUCUUUAUACAUGGGGGUUCCGUGUGUUACUAUGGCAGGUUCAGUGCAUGCUCAUAAUGUUGGUGUCAGCCUUCUCACUAAAGUUGGGCUGGGGCAUUUGAUUGCCAGAACAGAAGACGAAUAUGUCAAGCUGGCCUUGCAACUAGCCUCCGAUGUCCCCGCUUUAGCAGAGCUGAGAAUGACCCUCCGAGAACUUAUGACAAAGUCACCAGUCUGUGAUGGAGCAAAAUUCACAAAGGGGCUAGAGUCUACAUACAGAAACAUGUGGCACAGGUAUUGUCGCGGUGACAUGCCAGCCGUCAAGCACAUGGAGUUGAUGCCACAGCAGCAGCCACUUUCAGAACAGGUUUCAGUGAAAUUUUCUGAGCCCAAAACAAACACGGUGCAAGAAAAUCAUCUAGGGUCAGUAAAGAUGAAUGGCAUGAGUUCAGUUCCAUGCUCCACCACAAACGCAUCCAACUGUGAGGAAAACGGAAACUGAUACAGAUCUUGAAGAGAUAUCCUGCAGAGAUUUGAUUAUGCUGGAAGAACAUACUGCCAACGAGACCAGAACCAUGGAGCAUUGCAUGCUCAAGUAGCUAGGUUUUUGGUCCAUUAAGUUAAGUCACCGAAAAUUCGUUGAAAUAAUGUUGUUUAUUUAGGAGAUGGCAAUGGCGUGGCUCAGUCAAUGUACAAGUGGGAGCAUCAUGAUGAUGGAGGCUGGUGGGUGCAGUUAUGAAAAUUUUCUAUGUAGUAGAAAUUGAGCCUCAGGGUUGGGGAUGGUGCUGAGGCUGAAGGCAUGAUUGUUAUAGUGGCAUUUUGAAAUUGAAAAGAAAAUCAUAUACUAGGUUUGUAAAUUUAGAUGCAGAUGCAUAAUCUUAGAAAAAAUGAAUCAAUUGACUUUCUUUCAGGUUACAGA
Elaeis guineensis (African oil palm) is the source of this 3597-nucleotide messenger RNA. Its product is annotated as probable UDP-N-acetylglucosamine--peptide N-acetylglucosaminyltransferase SPINDLY. NCBI's taxonomy places the organism in Eukaryota, Viridiplantae, Streptophyta, Magnoliopsida, Arecales, Arecaceae. Gene Ontology annotation, molecular function: protein binding. The record is from RefSeq and is a predicted model, not a curated record.